This is a messenger RNA of Nothobranchius furzeri (turquoise killifish), 865 nucleotides long. It is a transcript of the gene cart3, whose product is annotated as cocaine- and amphetamine-regulated transcript 3. Gene Ontology annotation, molecular function: neuropeptide hormone activity. The record is from RefSeq and is a predicted model, not a curated record. Gene Ontology annotation, biological process: G protein-coupled receptor signaling pathway; adult feeding behavior; positive regulation of MAPK cascade. NCBI's taxonomy places the organism in Eukaryota, Metazoa, Chordata, Actinopteri, Cyprinodontiformes, Nothobranchiidae.
GGAGCAAACAGAUGGGACUUCUCACAUAAAAAGGUGUUUGUCGUGCAGGAGCGGUUGUUUUUGAUCGUGGAACUGGCCACAUGCUGCCGCGCACCGGGACCAUGCAGAGCUCCAGGCUGCCGAGCGGCGCGCUCCUCUGCGCGCUGCUGCUGCUCUCCGCCGGAGCCGCCGGAGCGCAGCUAAUGGACACGGAGUCCGAGGAGGAGCUGAGCCCCAGAGCUCUGCGGGACUUCUACCCGAAAGGACCGAACCUUACCAGUGAGAAGCAGCUGCUUGGAGCUCUCCAAGAAGUUCUUGAAAAGCUGCAGGCUAACCGACUUCCGGCGUGGGAAAAGAAAUUUGGACAAGUUCCAACAUGUGAUGUCGGGGAGCAGUGCGCAGUGAGGAAAGGCGCUCGGAUCGGAAAGAUGUGCGACUGUCCCCGCGGAGCUUUCUGCAACUUCUUCCUGCUGAAGUGCUUAUGAGCCUCUCCGGAUCUGAAUGUAGCAUCGAGAGAAGAAACAAACAAAAAAACUUCAUAACUUUUUAAAAGGUCCAGGUGAGGAGCAGCUGGAGUGACUACCAACACUUAAAAUAAAGAUUUAUUGCAGUUUUAACCCUGUCUCACAUCACAGAAGGAGUCUGUGAGGGUGUCAUGAAGGUGAAACAAUGACGAGAAAAUUAUAAAUAUUCAUAAAGUUCUUGUAAAUACUCAGAUCCUCUUUAUGUUUGUAGAAAACUCACAAUCCACAUCCAAAAUGUAACCAGCAAUAUCAUGGAAGCACAUCUAUAAUCUCCAUCUGCUGUGAUUUAAACCCAGUUUGUUUCAUAUAUGAAUGUUUUGUGUGACUCUAAUAAACUGUGAAUCCUCUUGUUUUGUAAAGCA